GAAUAACCUAAUCCGGGUUGCCAUAGUUGGUAUGGUCCAAUGUCCUUUGCCUUGCAAGUGUGAAGCCAAAGGCAGCGCAUCGGUAAAACAAGAACACAAGACAUCAUGGUGAACUUUGUAUCACUUGCAAGGGAGCAUUGGGUGAACAUAUUGGUGCCCAUGGGCUUUGUGAUUGGAUGGUACAUGGAUAAACAACAGGACCAGAAGCUGACAGCUUUCAGAAACAGAAGUGCUCUGUACGGCAGGGAACUGAAGCCUGGAGAGGAGUAUACCUGGAAGUAGACAACCAGCCCGUCUCUGGUCAUGCUGCUGUUGAGCACCAUCUAUCGUUUGAUUGUGGGGUAGCCUUCAGAAUGGAUUAUUUAAAAUAUCUAUACCAUGUUCUUUUGAGUUGCAUCAACCAAUAAUAAACAUGGACAUUUCUGUGAAAAUGGUCAAUCAUUUUUAUUU
Molecule: messenger RNA, 450 nt
Organism: Gadus chalcogrammus (walleye pollock)
Lineage: Eukaryota; Metazoa; Chordata; Actinopteri; Gadiformes; Gadidae
Product: NADH dehydrogenase [ubiquinone] 1 beta subcomplex subunit 1-like
Exons: 3
Coding region: 106-282 (58 amino acids)
Cellular component (GO): mitochondrion
Source: RefSeq, a predicted model, not a curated record